UGGAGGAAAGGAAGCACCUGCUUGGUUGGAGAUAAUAUAGAGAUAUAGAAAUACAUAUAUACAUAUAGGGAGAGAAAUCUCCACCAACUUCAACCUGCUUUCUCGCAACUCCUCGGUGUGGAUUAUCGGGCAGGAAAAAACAGCAGCAGCACCUCUUUCCCUUCCUCUCCGCGGGGACCGACUGAACUUCGGGCGGAGAAGGGAGGAAAGGCCAAACACGUGUGGGGACGCCGCGGCUGCUCGGAAGACCCGCUUCGUCCCGGGGCCGGCUGGUCCUCUCGAAGGCGUGGAGGAGGGCACAAGGCGAAGAGAAGGUUCCAAAGAGCCCCCCCAGCGCGCCACGAUGUUCCCCAGGCUGUUUGGACAGUGGAGUUUCCUGGUCUUCAUGCUCAGCUACGGAGCCCCCUCCACGGGCAGGUCGCUGGAAGGGAACCUCCGCAGAAUCAAAAGAACCGUCUCAGAAUAUCAGCUGCUGCAUGACAAAAGCAGGUCCAUGGCAGAUAUGCGCAGGCGAAACUUCCUGCAAAAUUUGAUGGAAGGGGUUAACACGGCUGAGAUCCGAGCCAUGUCCGAGGCGUCCCCUAACCCUAAACCUUCCACCAUCGCAAAGAACUACCCAGUGAAGUUCGGCAAUGAUGAUGAGGGCAAACACCUGACUCAGGAGACCAACAAAGCCCAGCCGUACAAAGAGCAGCCCCUUAAGACACCGGGGAAAAAGAAGAAAGGGAAGGCCGGGAAACGUAAGGAGCAGGAGAAGAAGAAAAGGAGAGUUCGCUCGGCCUGGCCCAGCUCGAGGGGGUCAGGCAGUGGAAUGGCAUGGAUCCCUCUCUUGGACAUCUUUGAUACUACACACAUCAACGCAAGGAGGCGCUGACAUCUUCGGCUGAGGUCUUUGGAAAACACAUCGCAGUAUUCUGUAAUACUGAACAUAUGGAAAGUAUUAGAAGUAUUUAUUAUCUGUAAAUACUGUAAAUAUAUCAGACUCAACCGUUGGGGCCCCGAUGCUUUCCAAAGCUGCACAUUUGAACAUUGUGAAUAUUGUUUUUAUUUUGUGCUAAGACAAUUCUUGUUGUCACAAUUACCAUAAUUUAUUUUGUUGAAUGAUGUAUUUAUUUUCAUGAACUUGUAUUCUGGUGCUGCUGACUUUCUAUAAAAAAUUUUUUUGUAACAUGCACUUUAGAUAUACUUUUUUGAGUAUGUGGAUACAAAAAUAAACAAACGAUUCCAGUUUUUUGGUUGAUUUUAA
This is a messenger RNA of Sphaerodactylus townsendi, 1246 nucleotides long. RefSeq names its product parathyroid hormone like hormone (gene PTHLH). Gene Ontology annotation, molecular function: hormone activity; peptide hormone receptor binding. The transcript is spliced from 4 exons. The record is from RefSeq and is a predicted model, not a curated record. Gene Ontology annotation, cellular component: extracellular region. Gene Ontology annotation, biological process: bone mineralization; regulation of chondrocyte differentiation; osteoblast development. The coding region runs from base 344 to 874 and encodes 176 amino acids. NCBI's taxonomy places the organism in Eukaryota, Metazoa, Chordata, Lepidosauria, Squamata, Sphaerodactylidae.